AUUAUGGUAUUAUCAGUCAACUGAAACAGAUUCGUUUUGACACAAGAUAUCGUGAACCUGUUGCGAUAACGAUAACACAAGAAUAAUAAGUGUAUUUUUGUUUUGCAACAUCUGUGCAUCUUGUUCGACAUCUUUCAUUGCGCGAGGAGACACUAGGAAAUAAUUUUGUCGGCUAUUGCAGGCAACAAAUUAGAUUUGCAUCAAUGUCCACGAUGUCUACAUCGUCGUCUAUGGACGAACGUAUGUUGAAGGGAAUACGGAAGGUGAUACCGAAUUUGAUUAAUACCAAGUACAAAGGCCAAGACGGCAGGAUUGGCAUUUUUGGCGGCAGUACCGAGUAUACGGGAGCACCGUAUUUUGCGGCUAUGAGUGCACUGAGAACUGGUGCCGAUCUCGUCCAUGUAUUUUGCGCGAGAGACGCCAGCGUUCCUAUCAAGUCCUUCAGUCCAGAGCCGAUAGUCCAUCCGGUCCUGGACCAACAGGAUGCGAUACAGCAAAUAAAACCUUGGCUCGAUCGUCUGCACGUUAUUCUGAUCGGACCUGGACUUGGCAGAGAUGAGAAGAUAUUCAAAACAAUUGUUGAAUUAAUAACAAUCUGCCGAGAGGCGAGGAAGCCGUUGGUUAUUGACGCCGAUGGUUUGUUCCUGGUCUGUCAGAAGCCAGAAAUUGUGAAGGACUAUCCCGGAGUUAUCCUGACGCCUAACGCAAUGGAGUUCAGUCGUUUGGUCAAAGCGGUACUGGACAGGUCAGUUUCGCCCGCUCCUGUAGUUAAAACUUCCGACAUGAAGCACGUGGCGGAGGCUCUUGGGAAGAACGUGAUAAUUCUGCACAAGGGAGCGAAGGAUGUGAUCGUGGACGGUCACAAGGGUACCGAGACCGUGUCGUGUGGAUUGGCUGGCUCUGGGAGGAGGUGCGGUGGACAGGGUGACCUCUUAUCCGGUUCAUUAGCGGUAUUCUGGUGGUGGGCUAUCUCUGCGGGAACCAGCGAAUGCGCCUUGUCGCCCUCAAUAGUAGCGUGCUACGCUGCAUCGAGAUUAAUCAGAGAAUGCAAUGCAUCGGCCUUCAAGAUAAGACAAAGAGGAAUGUUGGCCUCGGAUAUGCUGGAACAGAUACAGCCGGUUUUCAGCAAGAUCUUUGAAACUCAUUGCGACAAGUAACGCAUAAUUGCAUCAUUUUUUUCGCUUUCAAUUACGUUGUUUCUAUACAGCGCUGUUUUUUUUCUCAUAAAACAUUAUUACAUAUAUUAGUAUUAAGUGAAAGAAAUGUGGAUGUGCAGUAUCAAUGAUUAUAUUGCCGUUUCAUUAUUGUGGAUUUUAGAACUUCCUCGUUUAUUGGAAGAGGUCGAACUCGAAGCACUGAUUCCUGAAGUGUAUACAUUUAUAUACAAUUUACAAAAUUUUUUUACUGAUAUAUUACAUAAAUUGAAAUAUACGUAUUUAGAAAGUUGGCUUCAGAGAAACGUAUUUAGGAUAAUACACGCUAGUAUAUAAAUAUAUUGGUUUUGUAAUUUUUGUGAUUUUGUA
This is a messenger RNA of Temnothorax curvispinosus, 1523 nucleotides long. RefSeq names its product ATP-dependent (S)-NAD(P)H-hydrate dehydratase-like. Gene Ontology annotation, biological process: metabolite repair. The record is from RefSeq and is a predicted model, not a curated record. NCBI's taxonomy places the organism in Eukaryota, Metazoa, Arthropoda, Insecta, Hymenoptera, Formicidae. The coding region runs from base 204 to 1157 and encodes 317 amino acids. Gene Ontology annotation, molecular function: ATP-dependent NAD(P)H-hydrate dehydratase activity. The transcript is spliced from 2 exons.